Messenger RNA from Cydia amplana, 863 nucleotides. RefSeq names its product acyl-protein thioesterase 1 (gene Apt1). The record is from RefSeq and is a predicted model, not a curated record. Gene Ontology annotation, molecular function: carboxylic ester hydrolase activity; palmitoyl-(protein) hydrolase activity. The coding region runs from base 108 to 770 and encodes 220 amino acids. The transcript is spliced from 5 exons. NCBI's taxonomy places the organism in Eukaryota, Metazoa, Arthropoda, Insecta, Lepidoptera, Tortricidae. Gene Ontology annotation, cellular component: cytoplasm. Gene Ontology annotation, biological process: protein depalmitoylation.
GUGCACCUCCGCUGGUCCGCGUCCGCUGUCUAGCCAGUGUAGUCUGAAGUACUUGCAGUAGCGGAAAACUGUAUUGAUUAUCACAAAUUCGAUAAUUUCAUUACGAAAUGGAACCAAAUCCUGUGAUUAUUGCAGCGACUGUAAAACAGACAGCAUCCCUUAUUUUUUUACACGGACUUGGUGAUACUGGCCACGGAUGGGCGAGCACGAUCGCCGCAAUAAGGGGGCCUCACGUAAAAGUAAUUUGCCCGACGGCUGCCACAAUCCCAGUGACACUGAACGCUGGGUUCCGGAUGCCGUCGUGGUUCGACCUGCGGACGCUGGACGCAACUGCCCCUGAAGAUGAAGAUGGAAUCAUGAGGGCAACGGGCCUAAUUCAUGGUUUGAUUUCGGAUGAGAUUAAAGCUGGCAUUCCUGCAAACAGGGUGCUACUCGGUGGAUUCUCCCAAGGUGGUGCUUUAGCUUUACAUUCUGCGCUGACUUACCCUGAACCACUCGCCGGAGUAAUCUCUCUGUCUUGCUGGCUUCCGCGGCAUGCUUACUUCCCUGACGCGGUCAAGGCUCCUUUGGACUUACCGAUAUUCCAAGCCCACGGUGACUGCGACCCAGUAGUCCCCUUCAAGUGGGGUCAAAUGACCGCCUCCUUUCUCAAGACCUUCAUGAAGAAUAUCGAGUUCACCACAUAUCAGGGACUGACACACUCCUCAUCAGAGGCCGAACUUAAAGACAUGCGGGCAUUCAUUGAAAGGACGAUACCUGCCUCUAAAUAAACAAUACUAAGUAUACUAUUUUUCGAAGCAUUGGCUUCAAGAAAGUUAAUUAUUUUUAUCCUUAUGAAAUAAAAUUGACCUACAAAAAUGAAA